Molecule: messenger RNA, 3032 nt
Organism: Durio zibethinus
Lineage: Eukaryota; Viridiplantae; Streptophyta; Magnoliopsida; Malvales; Malvaceae
Source: RefSeq, a predicted model, not a curated record
AUGGCAACAGAAAUUAGGACUUUGGGACCUUUUUUAAUGAUGGAAAUGGACCCUGCCUUAUACUUUUUUUCUGUCUUAGUGCCUCAAGUUUACCCAAGGUUAAAGAAUCAAGGCAAGGGGACUGCUAGGGUCAGCCUCUCAAGGGAAAGCCAACAAAAAGAGGAUGAGCUUGUCAGGUGCAGGUCAAACUUGCUGGGUUACCUACAGUGUGUAGACAGUGGAGAAAACCUUCAAGAGAAGGCAUUGAAUGUUGGAGUUCUGGAUUGGGCACGCAAUGAUGUAUCAUCCACAAGCACAAUGUCAUCAUUGAAAACAAAUACAAAGUCAUCCACCCUUUCUAGUGCAGUUCCCAGGGAUGCUCCUGCCAAUAAAAGCAAGCGACAUUCUUCAACUUGCUCUAGUCUUAGCUCAUCCCACAAGGAUGAGCUUCCUCGAGGUGCAAAACCAUCUACUCAGAAGGUUAGACACACUCAAGAUAUUGAAACUACUUACAAGAGCGCCUCGGGUCAGCUAAAGAAAUCCAGGAACUAUAAAUCUUUUGGCCAAACUUAUUCAGAUGUAAUUCUUGAGAAGGGGAAGAACAAAGACUUAGAUCAGAGAAUCACUUCAGAAAUGGGAAAUAUGUCAUCAAACAUGAGUAACCAUGGGGUCUCUCCUCUGCUAAAGGAAACUGCACGUGUUUGUGAUGGUGGAGCAAAAAACAGAGUAGCGCAAAGGCGGGAAAUUGAUGUAAAUAAAAAGGAUUUGGAUCAGAAGCAUACUUCAGAUGGGGAGGCUUCUUUAUCCAAAUCAAGACUUUAUGCCGUUUCACUGGGUUCUAGGAAAAUGUUGAGUGCUCAGAGUGACAAAACUAAGAAGAAAGAGACCCAGGAAUCAGAGCUUGAUCUUACUCCUCGAUGUUUUCCUGGUCAGCGAAAGAAUAUUAAUCUUCUUAUUCCAAGGUCUGCCCGAAAUAGCUUUUAUGAAGAACCCCAAGAAUUAUUGGAUGGGACUUUGAAUGAAACAAAUAGGAAUAGAUUUUCCUAUGACUUCCUUCAGAAGGUUCGCUUCGGAGAAUUAUGUUCUGAAGUUCCUCAUUCUUGUCCGUUUCCUCCUGGAGUUGAGAUGAAUCCUGAAAAUGGCAUGAUGGCACAGGGUCUGGAGGCUUCAUUUGAUGCAUUUCAUGGGUCUGCAUGCCCAAAGAAGACAGGAAAUAUGAGAUCUCAGGGCGAUUGUUCAGCAGGUAACAAUAUUAAAUCUCAGGAUGCUGAUUUUGAAACUUUAAGGACACUGGAAGAAGAAAUGGCUGAACUGACAACCAGAAAAAGCAGAACUACUUCUCCAAAUCGUGGUUUUAGUUUCAGCUUAAAUCGUAUGACUAGAAGUUUCAGUUUUAAGGAAGGUUCUGCUGUCUCGCAAGUGAGCUCCACUUAUGUUUCUGUCAGAUCUGGUCCAGUGAGAUCUGAUUCUCCAGUUUUUUCGGAUGAUGCAAAGAGAGAGAAGGUGAAUGGCCAUAAUAGGACUAGGUCCAGCCCCUUAAGAAGGAUGCUAGACCCAUUACUGAAGUCCAAGGGCUUAAAUUCCUUUCGUUUCACUGACACUGUUCAGCCACCAAAAGGAAGCUUGAAUUCCUCUAGUGCACAGCCAGUUAAUACUAAUGAAUUCCUUGAGGAAGGAAAGUUUGAGUCAUCAAUAAUUCAUGCUCUUCUAGAGGUUAGAAUAAAGAAUGGACUCCCACUAUUCAGAUUUGUUGUUGACAAUGGCCGUAAAAUGCUUGCAACUACCAUGAACAGCCUAGCAUCAUCUGCCAAGGGGGGAUCUGAUCAGAAUUACAUAUUCUCUUCUGUUUGUGAAACUAAGAAGAAGUGUGGCAGCUGGAUAAGUCAAGGAAACAAGGAAAAAAAUUGUGGCUACAUCCAUAAUAUUAUUGGACAAAUGAAGAUUUCCAACUCUCAUAUAUCAGACUUGACUGCACAGGGCUAUUGUAAUGAGUAUCGGGAAAGAGAGUCUGUUCUGUUUGGUGUGGGGCAAAGACAAGCAGAUCAACCAUCAGCAAAGUUUACACCAAAUACAGAGCUUGCUGCUGUUGUCAUCAAAAUGCCUGGUGAAAGCAAUGAUGUACAGCAGGGUGAUAAAGACAUAAUGAAGAAGGGCUUUAUAGAAUGUUUGGCUACAGGUGGAUGCAAUUGCAACUCUAUGGAAAAUGCAAGCUUCAAUAGUACUACUGUCAUUGUUCCCCUUGGUGUCCACAGCUUGCCAAACAGAGGAAUACCUUCCCCAUUGAUUGACCGAUGGAAAUCUGGUGGAUUAUGUGACUGUGGAGGUUGGGAUGUUGGUUGUAAAAUACGUAUUCUCUCCAACCAGAAUAGCAGAUGCUGUAACAUUUCAAGGACAUGUCAAGCAUGCCUGAAUGCCAACCGUCUUGAACUCUAUGCCCAGGGAGAAGCACAACAGAGCAGGCCUAUCUUCAGCUUGGUUCCACAUAAGAAUGGAGUAUACGCAAUUGAGUUCAACUCAUCAAUCACUGCAUUACAAGCCUUCUUUAUUUCUGUAACAGUCAUAAGCUGUCAGAAAUCCACUGAUCUUACAGUCUUGGGUAACCUACCUGAAGGAAGAGAUAUAAUGGAGACUGUGGUAAAUGGCAGCCUUGGAAUGGAGAACAAACCAAACUUUCUCCUUGGAAACGUGCCUGCAAAACAUGCUGCUAACACUUCUCGUUCCCCUGUUGGGAGAGUAUAGUUUCGAAGUGGGACCUGCUUUACUUUUCAGGCAUAAUUCUAAAUUCUCAGAGGUGCAAAAAUGGGAAGCCAGGUUUAACUCUUUGAAAUUGCAUCCUUGGUUGACAAUCAACCAUUAAUGAGACAUACAGGGUCGGGCUGUAGGCUUGUUAGACAUGGUUAAUCAUCAUGAUUUUGUAAGAGGUGCACAAAGUUACCAACAGAUCACUUUGUAUAAAAGAAAUAAUAUUGGCAAUUCAAUAUGCCACUCUCACUGGUUUAAUCAAGUAGGUAUUUCUGUAAAGUCAAGAACAGCGAAGUCCGGUAUAUUAUCAG